Messenger RNA from Drosophila grimshawi, 3562 nucleotides. It is a transcript of the gene Dpp10, whose product is annotated as inactive dipeptidyl peptidase 10. The record is from RefSeq and is a predicted model, not a curated record. Bases 277 to 3099 code for a protein of 940 amino acids. Lineage: Eukaryota; Metazoa; Arthropoda; Insecta; Diptera; Drosophilidae. Gene Ontology annotation, biological process: proteolysis. Gene Ontology annotation, molecular function: dipeptidyl-peptidase activity; serine-type peptidase activity. The transcript is spliced from 14 exons.
GAGUGAAAGAGGCGACAAAUUAAGAGCACUUGCAAAUUGUUGUUGUCGUCGGGAAAUUGAUAUAUUCGAUUAGCAAUCCAGAAAGUUGAGCAGGCGACAAGGACAACUGGCGGCAUCUUCAAUUCAGCAGGACGCGCACAGGACACGCCCACUAUAACGCCCACUAUACCGCGCGCACAGCAGUCGUCGGUGGUGCUGUGUGAAAACAAGUAGAAGAAAAUUUACAUCCUGUUCGCAUCGCAUUAGCCCCGCUUUAAGUCGACCAAACGCCGAGUCAUGCCUGAGCAGGAUAAUUACGAUGAUGAGUUGGUUUCCAGCAAUCCCAAUCAGCGCAACUGGCGCGGCAUUCUCAUCGCCCUGCUGGUGAUCAUCAUUGUGCUGGCCUUGAUUGUUACCUCGGUGGUGCUCCUCACGCCCCCCGAUGAGGGCCCACGCGUCAAAGGGCAGCGCAUCAAGCUGCAGGACAUUGUUGACGGCAUCUACGUGCCUCAACGCUCCAACGGCAGCUGGAUAGAUGCCGAAGAGUUUCUGUAUCAGGACCAGUUGGGUCGCAUCUGCCUGCUAAAUGCUGCCAAUCGAACUGAACGCGUCCUCAUGUCCAAUGUGACAUUUAAAAAUUUGUCGCCCUUCACGUUCAGCAUAUCGGCAGACAAGCGUUAUCUGCUGCUGGCUCAAAAUGUAGUCAAAUUGUUUCGACACUCGUAUUUGGCGCAGUACACGCUCUACGACAUCCACACGAGCGAAACCAUCAAACUGCGCCUCAAUCCGCAUCAGGACGAAUGGCCCUAUUUGCACUUUGCCCGCUUCAGCAGCGCUGGCAAUGCGCUCAUCUGGGUGCUCAACUAUGAGAUUUACUAUCGCCAGGAGGUGCGUUCCACGCACGCCUAUCGCAUAACUCACGAUGCCGUACCGGGCGUCGUCUAUAACGGCAUUCCCGACUGGUUAUACGAAGAGGAAAUGCUGCACACAAAUAAUGCCAUUUGGGUGUCGGACGACGGCCACCUGCUCCUCUAUGCCAGCUUCAACGAUACAAACGUGCAGGAACAGCACUUUGCCUGGUAUGGCACCACCUCAUCGGGAACCGCUGGCGGCGCUGGAACUAGCGGAACGGCAAGUGGCACUGGCCAUGGUGUUGGAAGUGGUGCCGGCGGUGGUGGUAGCUCAGCUGCUGGCACUAAUCCGCAUGCCAACUUGUACCCGGAAAUUAGAUCCUUACGAUAUCCAAAGCCGGGCACACAGAAUCCCACAGUCACUUUGCGGGUAGCAAACCUAUCGGAUCCGCAGAAGAUACACAUCGUUGACUUGAAACCGCCGAAGAUUUUACAAAAAGAGGAUCAUUACUUUAGCAGCGCCAGUUGGGUGAGCGGCACAGAGAUCGCUGUGGUGUGGCUCAAUCGACCGCAGAACAUAUCCGCGGUGAGCGUCUGCCGGAGUCCCGCGUUCGCCUGCAUUGAGACCCAUCGAGUGAGCGGCGAUGGACGUGGCUGGGUGGACACCGUCUCGGUGCCAUUAUUUGCGUCCAAUGCCAGCGUCUAUGUGGCCAUAUCGCCGCUGCGAGACGGCUCGUUUGGCUAUUUCCGGCACAUCGUGCACGUGGACAUUGACAACAAUCGCGUGCUGCCCCUCACCCAUGGCCCCUACGAGGUGAACCGACUUCUGCACUGGGAUCAGCACGAUAAUUGGAUUUAUUUUCUGGGCACACCGGAGCGCCUGCCGUCGCAGCAGCAUUUAUAUCGCGUUUCGGCGCUGCCCGCUCGACAGGGACAUUCCCUACAAGUGCCGGACUGUCUGACGUGUCCGGCAGUGAUGCAGCGCAGCGAUGGCUACGACGAGGGUCACACAAAGCCGCCACCAAAGCUGGUCACUGCCUGGGACGACGAUUGGGAGGACUCAGAGGAAUCGGACACAGCUCAGCAGCCGCCGCCGCCAGCGAUGCCCGUGGAGCAGCAGCGUCAGGGGCGGGGAGUGACCCCACCCAGUGAUUGCCUAUAUCAUGAGGCUCAAUUUGCGCUAUCGCUGCGAGCGCGUUAUUUGCUGCUGGAGUGCCUGGGACCAGUGGUGCCCAAUUCCAUAAUUUAUGGCCUGAAACAUCCAGCCGGCGGACCCAAGGCCAAAAGGCAGAGUAUGACACAGGAGCAGACGCAGGCAGAAGGCGAAAGUACAGCGGAGGAAGUUCGAGUUGAGCCCAAGUCACAGUUUCUGGAGCUGCUCGUCACCGUGCAGAAUAACACGCGACUCAAGGAGAAAAUGGCAAAAGUGGCGCUGCCGCAGAUUAAAACGUUCCCGGUCAUGAUCUCCGGCGGCUAUCACGCCCAGGUGCGUCUCUAUCUGCCGCCGGUGCUGCGCGAGGAUGAGAUUACGCGUUAUCCCACCAUCUUGCACGUCUACUCAGGCCCGGGUACACAAUUGGUCACCGAUCGCUGGCACGUCGACUGGAACACCUAUUUGGCGGGCAGCAAGGAUUACAUAGUCAUCGAGAUCGAUGGACGCGGCUCGGCCGGCCAAGGCUAUCAGCUGCUGCACGAGGUCUACAAGCGUCUAGGCAGCGUCGAGGUCUCCGAUCAGCUGGAGGUCAGCGAAUACCUGCGCGACAAUCUACACUUCAUUGAUGCACGCCGCAUGGGCGUCUGGGGUUGGAGCUAUGGUGGCUACACAGCAGCCCUCGCCUUGGCUGGCCAGCAAUCGAUCUUCCAAUGUGGCAUCAGUGUCUCGCCGGUGACCAAUUGGAAGCUCUACGACUCCACGUAUGCGGAACGUUAUCUGAGUUUUCCGAACGUAACCGACAACUACAAGGGCUACGAGGAGAGCGAUCUGUCAAAAUAUGUGGACAACCUGCGAGAGCGUCAAUUUCUGCUGGUGCACGGCACAGCGGAUGACAAUGUGCAUGUCCAGCAAUCAAUGGUGCUGGCACGUGCCCUGACCAGCAAGGGUGUGCUCUACAAGCAGCAAAUCUAUCCGGACGAGGGGCACAGUUUGUCGGGUGUGAAGCGGCAUCUUUAUCGCUCGAUGACUGCGUUCUUUGAUGACUGCUUCAAGAAGCUGGUACCACCGGAAACGAAAGCUGGCCUGGGCAGUGGCGGCGAUAUGCAGCAGCAAUAAAACAGCAACAGCAACAAAAAUAGCAAUAAAAUUUGUUUUUUUUUUUGAUAACAGCGGCGCGAAGCAUUAAAUGAAAGCGAAACGUGCUCUCGAAAUGUUUGCGUAAAUUACAUUAAAUGUAAUUUAUUAUGAAAACACACGCACACACAUCUAAAUACAAACAACAUUCGAAAUAGCCAUUCCGACGCGCCAGAGUUGCAUUGAAAAGUUCAAAAUGAGUUCGCAUGAACGACCAACUGAACUGAACGAAUGAGCCAAGUCCUUAAUAUCGUUCAAUAAUCGAUCACAAAAUUGUUCGUUCUGUUCCCUUGAGCGCAAUUAUCAAUUAUGGAUCGACAUAUUCGUCCACCAAAACUUUGACUACUGGAGCUUGUUCGUUCAACUGAACUACAAUGUACAAUAUUCUACUACACACAGCCCCAAAUGGUGACAGGAAUAACAACAACAACUUCGUGAAACUGUA